CGGCCGGGACGCGGGGCGCGGAGUGCGCGGCCGGGAUGAGGUGCGGGAAGAUGGCGGCGGCGCCGCCACCAGCGGCAGCAGCGGGGACAGCAGCGGCGGCGGCCGGGUCGGCGGGCGGCUGGGGCGGCGUGCGGCGGCGCUGCCAGCGGCUGCUCUACUGGGUGCCCGUGCUCUUCAUCUCCAGCAUCCUGUGCUGGUCCUACUACGCCUAUGUCACCCAGCUCUGCCUGCUAACAAUGACAAGCAUUGGAGAAAAAGUUGUGUGCCUGGUUGCUUACCACAUAUUUUUCAUGCUGUUCGUCUGGUCAUAUUGGAAAACAAUCUUUACGCUACCAAUGAAUCCUUCAAAAGAAUUUCAUCUAUCAUACUCAGACAAGGAAUCUCUAGAGAGGGAGCCUAGAGGUGAAUCCCAGCAAGAAGUCUUACGACGGGCAGCCAAGGAUCUUCCUAUCUAUACGAGGACAAUGUCUGGAGCAAUCAGAUACUGUGACAGAUGCCAUCUUGUAAAACCAGAUCGUUGCCAUCACUGUUCUGUGUGUGACAAAUGCAUUCUGAAAAUGGAUCAUCAUUGCCCUUGGGUGAACAACUGUGUAGGAUUCUCCAACUACAAAUUUUUUCUUCUCUUCUUGGCUUACUCUCUACUGUAUUGCCUUUUCAUUGCUGCAACAGAUUUACAGUAUUUUAUCAAGUUUUGGACAAAUGGCCUUCCUGAUACUCAAGCCAAGUUCCACAUCAUGUUUUUAUUUUUUGCUGCCGCUAUGUUUUCUGUCAGUCUGUCUUCUCUCUUUGGGUACCACUGUUGGCUCGUCAGUAAGAACAAGUCAACAUUAGAGGUAUUUAGAGCGCCCAUAUUUCGUCACAGAACGGACAAGAAUGGUUUUAGCUUGGGCUUCAGCAAGAACCUAAGGCAGGUGUUUGGUGAUGAGAAGAAAUACUGGCUGCUGCCUGUGUUUUCAAGCCUAGGGGAUGGUUGCUCCUUCCCAACUUGCCUUGUUAAUCAGGAUCCUGAGCAAGCCUCCACACCUGGUGGUCUUAAAUCAACCUCCAAAAACGAGAGUCACCUGUUCCCUGCCAAGCCGCUGCGCGAUUCCCAGAGCCACCUCCUCACCGACACGCAGUCUUGGUCAGACAUCAGUGCAAAGGCUGAAAAGGGCAAAAUUGGUAUGAGCAAUCCUGCAUUAACCAUGGAAAAUGAAACCUAACUUCCCUUAAAAGAAGCUUCUGAAUACUUUAGGAAAGUUCAAGAAAAAGCUGUUGGUGGAAGGAAGAUGGAUUCUUCCAAAAAUCAGCCCUAUCAGCCAGCUGCUCCCGUCUGCUCCUGUGUGGAUGUGCUCAGAAAACAAACUGACAGAUGAUAGUUGUCUCCAUGUCACUGCUUGAAACAUGAAACAAAACAUACAACUUUUGAACCACGUAAAGAAUGUUUCAACUUAGGAUUACUGGUUUUGAAUGGUGAAGGGUGAUUCUGAGUAUUAUGGAAAAAAAAAGUCUGAGUUUACUAUUGUAAAAAUUCUGUGGCUGGUUUUACUUUGAUAUUCAGCACAAAAAAAAAAGUGACCUCCUUAUGUAUCAGCCCAGGUUCUCGCCUUGGUUUUGAAAGUUCACCUGUUAAUUCAAAUUGCUGUAAGUAUUUGACUUACUUCAAAAAUCAAAUGUUUGCACUGCUGGCUAUAUGAAGUGGGAAAACAAUCAGUGUUGAUUAUGGACAAUUUAGUGGCUUGGUGGACUGUGUUUUCUUUUGAGCGCUUGAUAAGCAAAUUUUUUUUGAAGAUAAGGCAACCUUAGUGAAGUGUCAGACUAUUUUUGGAUCGCUUUUGGAAAACAUUAUUGUGAAGGCUCCCUUUUCAAUAGUUGUGGAGGGUGGGGGGGAAACCUCCUUUGUUAAUUAAAUACUACAGUGAGUCCCUGGUAACUGAGUGAUUAAAAAGUCCACAUUCAGAUGAAUAAUAUGUAAGUAAAGCUGGUAGCUGGGGAUUUUGAUGAAAGCUGCACAGGACGAUCCUAUGAAAUUGGGGAUUUUAUUCUCCCAUUUGGAGCCUUUAUCCCCUAAGGGAAAGGAAGGCGGGCACUUCACUUUGGUGAAGCGAAAAAAGGUGCUUUUUUUUUUUUUUUAAAUCAACCUAUGUUCUUGAUGGCCACUGUCUUUUAAAAUCCUAGUUUUUUAUUAAUCAAUAGUUGUCUCAACUUUUUUCACUUCUUUAAGACACUGAAUUUCUCACUGCAUAAAUUAAUGAAUAUCACAUCCAAACAAGGAGACAUUGUUAUAACUUAUGAUAUUUGCAGUUACAGGACAAAGGACAUUUGAUUGCAAUACCAAAAAGCCAAACUGCUGCAUGUAGGAAGCUCCCUUCCGUUAAGUUAGGAGACAGCAGGUUUUUUAAGAUUGAAGUUUACCAGCCUGAUGAUAAAAGAUGUGUUAUAAACUGCACAGUCAAGGAAGUUUCAGCAACACAAAUCUAAUUGUCUUGUGCCUUUUGUAUGCACUAAACUUACAGUAUGUGUUUACAUUUAAAUGCAAAGUAAUUUAUUUCUGAAAAUAACAAGAAGGAUCUUAGUUAUGCUUUCUAGGUGGCUAGGUAAAACAACUAGUCAAAAGAAACCCCAACAACCUGGAAACCUGUCAGAAGUUCUCAAAACUGAACUACUUAGCUGGUGUGUUCACAGUGGAAGGAUUCCAGUUUUUAAAGAAUAACAAACCCAGCUAGAAAGCUGACAGCAGGACUAAGUGACCGAUUUCUAAAAGCAAAAAUUUUAUCAUUAACUCUUCUACAGGCAGGUAACGUAAAAUUUUGAGGUUUUGUUUCCUGGAUUUACAAGUUAAGUGGUAACUAUGGGAGCACAAAUGUGGCUUUUUUCUUUUUUUCCAAUGAGGAAGAAUGUAUCGGGUUUAAUUUGUUUAAAAUCUCAAAAUUUUACCAGCCUAAGAACAUCCGAAUUUUGCCAGAAGUGCCAGAGUAUGGAUCCCUUGAUGUAGAAGGCUUUUUUUAAACGAGCAUGAAGGUAGCACACAGUUUACACGAUGCCUGCAGACAUCCUAGCAACCAAAAGUUUUCCACAGCUAUUUAUUCAGUGUUGUCCUGUCAGCUUACUUUGCCUUAGUGUCUGUUUAAAGGCUAACUUGUCAAGGGAUAAGGGGGAGAGGGGAAAAAAAUAUAUAUUUUUAACACUUCAAGUUCUCUAGCUGUAUAGUCUUGUUUUUUUACACGGUCAGGGUGGUUUGUCACAGAGCAUGCAUUGGAAAACAGUGACUAAAAAGUUGAAAUUCAGCUUUAAUGUAACUUGCUCCAUACUUUUAGGUAAAGACUAAGUACCAUUUUCUUCCCCAGCAAAAUCCAUAAUGGAAAUUGCUCUAAUGCAGGCGGCAGACCUGCCCUUAGGCAGGAAGGAGGCCAGCCUCCCUGGCUGUGCCUGGGGCUCUGCCAGGUCUCAGUAAGGCUGGGAAUUGAUAUGGAAAAAGGGCAGGGAUAGGGGAUCAGGAAAAGCCCUGUGUGUCUCAGCAGUCACAUUUAGAAAGCACAAUAGCCCUAAAUCUGCAGUUUUGAUGUAGCUAAAGGCUGUCCCUCUAGUAGAAAACUGACGGAGGCCACAGAGCCAAGAAACAUAAAUUCACGAGGGGAGGGGAAGGGGGAAAAAGAAAAUGAGGGUAAUUCAGGUGUAUCUGUUCAGCAGACCAGAGGCAGCAGGCCAUAGCUAUACCUGAUCUCAGGUUGGGUAUGAGCUGUGCCUCCAGGGAGAGCGAUGGCAGGAAGCUUUGAGGGGUCCUGGCUGUUCUCUCCAGGGGUGACAGUAAGCUAAUCGUGCUCCAAGCUGUAGUUUCUGAUGCAACUAUAUUUUCGGCUUGAAGUGCCCUAAUACCUUACAUAAUUAAGUGAAAAUGGCAUUUCUGACAUAUUGUCAUCGAGCACUGGAGCUGUUACAAUGCAUGCGGGAGAACUUGUGAACAGGUAACAGGAGCAAGAAUGCAAUGUUGUUUGUCUGCUUACACUGAUUCUCCUGUUCUUUGUAAUAUUCUUGCUAGGCACUUUACUACAGUCUUUUGGGUAAUUUCUGUAUUUUUUUUAAAGACUGCUUUAUACCUACUGUACAGUUACUAAUCUACUUUUUUGCUAAGAAAAGCCCUGGUAUUUGUCUAGAAAUAGCCCUGCAUUUCAGGCUUCAUUGGAAGUUGGAUGAGUUUGACAGACGACUCAGCCAGGCCUGACUCCCUCAAGACAGCAGAGUUUAGUUUAUUUUGUAUACAUGAAAGCUGUCAUGUGAAUCACUAGCCACCCACCUGUUUAAUAAGCUUCCUUAAUUUGUAGGUUAGAACAAAUCCACUACAUCUCUGCACCAGAAGUGGUCCACACACAUUCUGUAUCAGUUGAUGCAAUGCUCAGAGUCCUCACAGAGAUCUAUUUUUAAUAAGAAAAUUGAGCACCUAGAUGUUGGUGAGCUCCUCCCAUAGUGCAAUUAGACACAACUGCUAAUAUGCACCAAAUUGCAGACUGAGAGCUUGUCAAUAGCCCACGGGCAGGGAACUAAAGAAACCUUGGUAAUUUUUUUUUUUUUUUAACUGUGUGUACUUAAAAUCAUGGUCUUCAAGCAAGACUUCAGCAUGGUUGGAUGCAGCAAGUUUGUUUUAGUGCAUGGUAUUCUAGAGCUGUUAGUCCCAUACAUGGACUGAAAGAAUUCUUGCCCUGAUUUAGCUGACUGCUGUAUUGGAUGGGGAGGGUGGGGGAAUAAGUUUCCACGUCUUUUGUGUAGAAUUUUGCCACUUACUAAAGUAUUGCUCACAUAAAUAAACGCUUCAUGUUCAGCAAGUCACAGCUGGAGUAGUCAUUGGUACACCACCCGCAGUUUCACGGACAGCACACCUGCACAGCAGAAUAGCCUUCAUCUCUACUACAGCUCCAGCAACAAUGUAAGUACUGUAAGUGCUCCUCCUCACCUCUUCACCAAGAAUCACUCUCCUUACUUUAUAGAACUGACGAUCAUAAGGAGAAGUAUGUUACUCACCUGAGCCAUCACCAACGGCAGGACUGUGUCUUUCUACAGCUUUCCUUCACGUCGGGCUCUCUCCAGUCCUUCCACGUUCUUCUAGCCACCUGCGUUUCCCCUCUUUGCAUUCUGCUAACAGUCUGCUCUGGCGCAGAGAGGAAUCUGUCCGCACAGGGGCAGAACAAGCUGCAGGAACAUUCAUGGAAAGUAGAGGCUGCAACUAGCCCCUUCCAGUUCAGCCAUGCCCUGCAGCACGCAUGUGGAGCUUUACCCCUCUUUCUAUAGACACGGGGGGGGGUUUGGCUUAAAACCCUUUCAUAAAUAGUGGUAUUGAACCCUAUACAAAAGUUCUCAUCCAAAACAAGAUUAAAAGAACAUACUUUAAUCUGUAGUGUCAUAUGGGUGAUGAGGUGUUUUUGUUGCUACUUGUAGCUAACAUUUUUUCAGUGAUGGUCAGGUAAGAGGACAGGAAAAGCAGCAGCCUUCUGAGGUGAAAUUUUGAGAAAGCAGCACCUGACCUAACCCAAGGCAAGCCUUCAUGUUUGCCCAUUGUAGCUUUUGAACUUUUUCCCUUUGCUCUUCCCCAUCCUCCUUUCCAUACUAAGGCAAUGAAAACAGUCCAAAUAGAAAAGUCUUCCCUUUGAGAGGCACUACCGUGAUCUGGAUACCUUUCAUCUCUCUCCUUCCCCAGUUCCAUUCCAGAUAGACAAACCCUUCCUUUCUUACAGUUUUCCUCAUGGCACUCGUCACUGACAUCCAGUAACUCAGUCAUCCUGAGGCCUGCCUGUGUAGCUCCCAGUAUCUGGGGCAACGAUUACAGGCUUCAGCCUAGAUCACUGCAGUGCAAUCUUCUCAAGCAGAUGGGCUCAACAGUUUGCAGCAGGUGGGAGAGCACCCUGUGAAGCCAUGUCCCCUUUCCCACCCUCCUCCAUGUUCACACAAUUCACACCAUAACUGAUCCGCGUAUCUGGAACUGACCCAACACUUCCCAACAGUCACUGUUUUGGGAAACCUUUCUUUUUUUUUUCCCUUCUGAACAGAAAAAAAAUUCUCAGAUCAUUUAAGGAGUACCAGAUAAAAAGACAAAACCUACUGACCAUACAAACUGCAUGUUACAGCUGAACAGCUGUCCACUUAUUUCCCGAUAUUAGCGAUUAAAUUGGCCACUAGUUCAAGCAGACAAGCACAAAACAGGAAUUCAGCAGCUCAAUGAUGGAAUAAGCACUUGAGCAACUAACCUUCAUAUAAAACACUACCACAGACACCACUGCUACGCUCCAGAGCAUGCAGAGGAACAAGAAUGAAGGAAAACAAGGAGCUUGCAGAACGCGUCUAUAGUAUGAUGAAAGCUAAAUAAAAGAUACAGUCAAUGUAAUGCAUUUAAAAACCAAACAAAAAACACUUUUUCAGAUAAGGUGAUGAAUGCAACCAUGGCUCUGAACUGCUGCCCAGUCACAGAUGAAGCACGUUCUGUGGGAUGCAGUUUCAUCCUCACAGUCAGCUGCUGCUUUCUGUGACUCACAUGGAAGGGGAGGCUUCCUCUCCCUCCACCUCCUGCCCUCACACUAUCCAACCCGGUUAGCUGAGGCAAGUAUCUCAUGGGAACAAGAAAAAGCACGCUCAGGGAAGAGAAUUCUCUCACUUCAGCAGACAAAAAUCUCAUCUGUGCUGGCAGAAAAAGGAUGAGAGAAGGCUCUGCAGAAAUGAGAUCUUCACAUUUGGCAUCAACAAGCACAUCUCAUUCGCAACCUGAGACAGCAGCCUCAGAUAUUCCUACAAAUAAUGCAGAACAAUCUUCCUCAUUUCUCUACAAUCCCUAGUCAGGCAAGAGGGAAGAAAACAGCAAAACAAUCUCUUAUAAACCAACCAAGAUACACUCAGGUUCAGGAAUACCAGAAAAAGAAUUUCAUGUUGUGAUUGGGAAAGUAUCCUGAGACAAUCUGUGCUUUACUCUAUGUAAAAUUAGGUUUUACUAUUUCUGAGAUUUUGUUCAAAUUCUACAGAUUUGUAGUAUUCAAACAUAUCCCACAAGUUGUAUUGGAGGCUUUUGGAUUCCUUUGCCGUCACUGACUUGGUGCAGUUAGAUUAUUAAAAAAACACCUUGAGGUCUAUUGAUUUUAAAGUUAAUUUCUUAAUUAUUUUACAGGCUAAUGCACUGAACCCACACUAUCCUGAAUCCAUCAGCAUCAUGUGAAUAUUAUACAGUUGGUGUUCACCAAGAAAUUCUAAAAACUGAUUCUCUAUGGAAGAUAAUUCUUCAUUUCAGUGGGUUCAACUAGUUUAGGUGAGCUAUUAAUUAAUUCAACGUUAAGAAACCAAUCAGGAGUUUAAAGACAGAAGACCUGGAUAUGCACGUUCUCAAGUAAAAAGAGCACUUGGCAAAAUGGAAAAAGAAUGAUCAAAAAGCAUGUCAACAACACAAAAACAGAUACCAUUGGGAAGCUUAAGUGAAAAUACAGGGGGCUUGAGAGUCGUCCCCCCUCUCUGAAUGGUAUAUUAACUAAUAUUUAGCAUAUUUAAAAUAAAUAAACGUAGCAGGAAGAGCAAGUGUGGCUCAGCUCAGCACAGAGUAAAAUCCCUGAACAUCCAGCUUCAUGACGGUAAAGCAUAUGGAAACCAGUAAUGAGGACCAUGUUUGCACUGUAAUCCAACUGUACAUUACAGUUGCUACACUGUUCUUCUGUUGAGAUUUCAGUACAUUUCUGUACCACUUUUCUAAAUCAAAAUCCCAAGUGACAUCAGAUAUCUCCAAACAAGUAAGCUCAGAAUCAAAACAUGAAGCCCUCCUCAGUGGAAUACCUAAAAGAGCCCUGCCAGAGAGUACUGGACUGACAUACUCAUUUUGCCAGCUGAUUCAACUAGCCCUUCACCAGUUCUUCUAAGUGACUACAAAAGAAGGAUUAUACAAAAGAAUUUUACAGAGCUGAACAAGCACUACCACUCAACAUUCAGCCAGCACGAUAAAACACAAGAUUUCUUAAGCGCUAAUGCUUAUAAAGCUAGGAAAUUCUACUUGGAACCAUUAAAUAAAAUAUAAUAUGCUACCUGGCUGUCUCCAACAGGAACCUCUCAAAAGCUAGGUUUGAUUCUGUCACUUUCAUUCUGAAGUACACUCACCAGAUUCAACUCCAGAUAGACGGUGGCCUUCUUAACCCAACCCCUGCACACUUGGACAGUGUCUUUGCAUCACUCCUGGCUCAUCUGUCCCUGCUUCCACCUUUUGUACACUUCCUUUCCAUGUUUGAGUUCAACCAGAAGUUCCUCAUUCAUCAAUGCAGACUUUGUACAGCUUUUGCUCCACUUCCUGCAUGAGGGAAUGAAUCAUUCUUGAGCUUGGAGAAAGCAGGCAGAUAAGAUUAGGGAAAG
Messenger RNA from Cygnus atratus (black swan), 8343 nucleotides. It is a transcript of the gene ZDHHC2, whose product is annotated as zinc finger DHHC-type palmitoyltransferase 2. The coding region runs from base 36 to 1202 and encodes 388 amino acids. Gene Ontology annotation, molecular function: protein-cysteine S-palmitoyltransferase activity. Gene Ontology annotation, biological process: protein targeting to membrane; peptidyl-L-cysteine S-palmitoylation. The record is from RefSeq and is a predicted model, not a curated record. Gene Ontology annotation, cellular component: endoplasmic reticulum; Golgi apparatus. Lineage: Eukaryota; Metazoa; Chordata; Aves; Anseriformes; Anatidae. The transcript has 13 exons.